CGUCACGUGACAGUUGUCCUUGCCCCGGUGUUAGUGACAGUGAUAAUGUCUAAGAACACUCGGAUAGUGCUUAUUUUCGGUGGUUUUGUCACUGCAGUGGCCGCAGCAUUUUAUCCUAUAUUUUUUUAUCCAAUGAUGCACUUAGAUGAAUACAAGAAAGAACAAGAGAUAAAUCGUUCCGAUAUCAUCCAAGAAAAUGUCCAACCAACAGGUUUGAAGGUGUGGACUGACCCUUUCUCAAGAAAGUAAAAAAGACACUCAAGCCACUUGGAAAUGUUGAUUUAUUGAUAUCUAAAGUAUGCAGAAUAUUUAUAUUCCUUUAUAUUUUGUACAAAAACUAUGAAUAAAACCUGUAUUGUUUCUUUUUGUGUCGCUAGUGUACGCAAGUAAAUAACAGAAAAAUAAUGUAGAUCUUUUGCCAAUGAUGAUUGAUAACUGUUAUAUUGAUAAUAGUAUCACAUACAUAAAUGUAUUUCAUAGGAAAAGCUGGAAAACUUAGAUAUGUUAAUUAUUUAUGUAUAAAGGGACAUUUGUACCCAGCUGUAUACAAGUGAGUUUGUUUUUCUGCUUAACAGACACUGUUUACUAGUUAAGACUGAAUUGAUGCUAUGUCUAACCUCUCAUUUCCCAGUGUAACUGUGCUACAGUCGUAUAGGCCUCAGCCUGUAAGGUACGCAGGGUCUGAUCUAAUGCUCUCUGCUCUGGCGGUAUUAUUUAAGAAGGCUUGUUCGUACUGCAUGCUCCGUCAAAGAAUUUUAAAAAGGAAAAUAUUAGAUUGAAAGUUGUUUAACUUGAUAUGCAAGUUUUGGGUGUGAAUAAGACACGUACAUUACAUUAUAAUGCUCAAAAACAAACACAUUUGUACUUGAUUUCUCUCCAUGCCAGCAAGUGUUUGAUCAUUUUUAGUUUAUUUAGUUAGCAGUGUUGCACAAAUUGGGGUUGUGAUAGCUAGUUGCCCUGCAUAAUUUGGACUGUUUUGUUGUGAAAUAUAUAUAUGUAUAUUAGGGCUGGGCGAUAUGGGCAAAAAUGAAAAUCACGAUUUUAAUCGCAAUUUUCUUAUAAAUGACUUUCAUUUUUCAAUAAAAAUUUAAUUUAACACUACAGAA
Messenger RNA from Bombina bombina (fire-bellied toad), 1106 nucleotides. It is a transcript of the gene SMIM20, whose product is annotated as small integral membrane protein 20. Gene Ontology annotation, biological process: mitochondrial respiratory chain complex IV assembly. Gene Ontology annotation, cellular component: mitochondrial inner membrane. NCBI's taxonomy places the organism in Eukaryota, Metazoa, Chordata, Amphibia, Anura, Bombinatoridae. The transcript has 3 exons. The record is from RefSeq and is a predicted model, not a curated record. Bases 46 to 249 code for a protein of 67 amino acids.